Messenger RNA from Oxyura jamaicensis (ruddy duck), 2061 nucleotides. It is a transcript of the gene RMDN2, whose product is annotated as regulator of microtubule dynamics 2. The transcript has 11 exons. The record is from RefSeq and is a predicted model, not a curated record. Lineage: Eukaryota; Metazoa; Chordata; Aves; Anseriformes; Anatidae. Gene Ontology annotation, molecular function: microtubule binding. The coding region runs from base 163 to 1413 and encodes 416 amino acids. Gene Ontology annotation, cellular component: cytoplasm; mitotic spindle pole; spindle microtubule.
CCCGGGGCUGCCGCAGGGCGGGCCCCGGCAGCUGUGCCUCGGAGGCCCGGCCGGCCGCUGCCUGGCAGGCCCGGCCCCCUGGAUCCGGGUCUCACCGCCCCCUGCGCCGCGGCGGGGCCGGGAGUGGCGGCGGGCCCCGGGCCGGGCCCGGAGAGUGCAGAAAUGUCUCGCAUCGAAAAUAAAGGACUAAUACUGGGCAUAAUGGCAGGGACUGCUGGAAUAAGCCUGGUCCUGAUUUGGUACCGCAAGGUCCGAAAACCUGGUGCAGCUGCGCGUAUACCUGACUUCGCAGAUGUAGGUAACAAGCUUAAUUCUGUAGGCAUGCAACAUGAAACUUAUAAUGAGCAAGGGACGGUAAUGGUUUUACACAGAAGGCAACUGCAGAUACUAGAAAAAUUAAAUGACUUGCUAAUAAGCGUGGAUGAACUGAAGAGAGAGGUGAAAUUUCUGAAAGAAGCUAUCCCAAAGCUUGAAGAGCUUGUUCGAGACGAGCUCCAAGGGAAGGGAGAUGCUCAGAGAGUUAGCCCGUCACACAGAGCAGCAAGGCGGAGAAAAGCUGAGACAACCCCUGCAAAAGAAACUACCAGCUCUGAGGAGGCAGAAAGUGAAGGAGGUUACCUCACAGCUCAUACUGAUACUGAAGGAGACUCUGAGGAAGAAAAGGGGUGUAAGAAAUCACCUGAUGUCACCGUGCAAUCAGAAGAAGAAGAGUUACUUAAUCUUCUACAGCAGGUGGACAGUUUGCACAAGGGUUCAGAAGAUGAUAAGAAGGAGAGCUUCAGGCUGCUACUUGAGAAAGAUGACAAGUAUGAAAACCGUGUGGAUUUCCUUUGGAGAGUUGCACGUGCCUAUGGAGAUAUGUUUGAGAUGACUGCUGAUACUGAGGAGAAGAAGAAAUAUGUUUCUGAUGGAAAGGAUAAAGCUGAAAAGGCUGUCCAGCUGGAUGCCAGCAGUGCUGAGAGUCACCAGUGGUUUGCAAUUAUGUGUGGCUAUAUGUCUCAGUUUGAAAGUGUACAAAACAAAAUCAGGAAUGGUUAUCUCUUUAAGGAGCACCUAGACAAAGCAAUUGAACUUAAGCCUCAAGAUCCCUUUUUAUAUUACCUAAAUGGAAGAUGGUGCUAUUCAGUAGCUCAGUUGUCUUGGCUUGAAAAGAAAGUAGCUGCUGCUCUCUUUGGGACUCCACCAACUUCAACAGUAGAAGAAGCAUUGCAGAAUUUUCUUAAGGCAGAAGAAAUGCAUCCAGGAUAUUCCAAAUACAAUUAUGUGUAUUUGGCAAAGUGUUAUAAAGAUCUUGGCCAGAAAAACAAUGCACUGAAGUACUGUGAUUCUGCACUGUCAGUUCACUCAGUUACUAAUGAGGACAAAGAGGCCCAGAAAGACUUAGAGGCUUUACUUCUCACACUGAAGUUGUGAUACGAUGCACUUUUUAACUCUUCAUGUUGUGAUAAAACUGAAGAACUGAAACGAGAGUCUGUAGUGAUUGGGGACUGCAGGUGAAUUCCAGCUAAGUCAGUGGGAAAACUGUCACUGAUUUUUGUUGGCUUGGAUCUUGGCCUUUGAGCUUCUGGCAAUUAUGACAUGAAAAUGAUGCAUUCAUUUUUGAUUAUUUAUAAUCUUGUAUUGAAGUUUAAUUUUAGAUUGCUGACACUGUGAAUUUGAUUCUCUAAACAUGAGGUCCACUGCUGGCAAUGGACAUUCUGGGGAUAGAAUGCAAAAUGCAUACGUCUUACUCUUUGAAAGAUUAAUGUAUGAUGCCAGCAUAGAACUGCAUGUAGCAAAAUCAAAAACAAAAAAUGUUUCUAUAAUAAAUUAUAUUUGUAUCAACUAAUCUACACCGUUGUGUACAAAAGGAAAUCAUGUAUGUGUGUGUUUACACAUUAUUCUUAUAAAAUUAGAAUCUUAUUAAAGAAAAAGCUGUUGCUUCCACAAAGGUCUUUUUACUUUAAACCUACUGCUGGUUUUACAUGGAAAUUGUGAAAACUUUAUAAAUAAAAUAUUUAAGUUGUAUUUUAUUUGUAACAUUAACAAGUACGAUAUUAAAAAUCUGACUGAUGAAAUUCA